CAGUCAGUCGUCGACAGCGAGUGUUGAAAUGGCGCAGAAAGGAGUUCAGCUGGACCGGGAAUCCUUCUCUUGUUCCGUCUGUUUGGAUCUACUGAAGGAUCCGGUGACUGUUCCCUGUGGACACAGCUACUGCAUGGACUGUAUUAAAGCCCACUGGGAUACAGAGGAGGAGAAGGAGAGCUACAGCUGCCCUCAGUGUAGGCACACCUUCACCCCGAGGCCUGCCCUGCUGAGAAACACCAUGCUGGAGACGAUACUACAGGAACUGAAGAAGACCGGACUCCUAGCUGCUCGUGAGGAUCCCUCUUAUGCUGGACCUGAAGAUGUGGCCUGUGACAUCUGCACCGGGAGGAAACUCAAAGCCAGUAAGUCCUGUCUGCAGUGUCUGGCUUCUUACUGCCAGAAACACCUUCAGCCUCAUUUUGAAGCAGCUCCAUUGAAGAAACACAAGCUGGUGGAGCCCUCCAAGAAGCUCCAGGAGAACGUCUGCUCUCGUCAUGAUGAGGUGAUGAAGAUGUUCUGUCGUACUGAUCAGCAGUCUAUCUGUUAUCUCUGCUCUGUGGACGAACACAAAGGCCACGACACGGUCUCAGCUGCAGCAGAGCGGACUGAGAAGCAGAGAGAGCUGGAGGAGAGUCGACUGAACAUCCAGCAGAGAAUCCAGGACAGAGAGAAAGAUGUGGAGCAGCUUCAACAGGAGGUGGAGGCUAUCAACGGCUCCGCUGAUAAAGCAGUGGAGCACAGUGAGGAGAUGUUCACCCAGCUGAUCCGUCUCAUGGAGGAACGACGCUCUGACGUGAGGCAGCGGGUCAGAUCCCAGCAGGAAACUGAAGUGAGUCGAGUCAGAGAGCUUCAGGAGAAGCUGGAGCAGGAGAUCACUGAGCUGAAGAGGAGAGACGCUGAGCUGCAGAAGCUGGCACACACAGAGGACCACAACCAGUUUCUACAGGACUACCCCUCACUGUCAGGACUCAGUGGACCUGCAGACUCAUCCAGCAUCAAGACCCGUCCUCUCAGGUACUUUGAGGAUGUGACAGCAGCUGUGUCAGAAGUCAGAGAUCAACUACAGGAGGUCCUGAGAGAGAAGUGGACUAACGUCUCACAGGCUGCGACUGAAGUGGAUGCUUUACUGUCAGAACCACCAGAGCCCAAGACCAGAGCUGGGUUCUUAAGAUACUCAUGUGGAGUCACACUGGAUCCAAACACAGCACACACAUGGCUGUUAUUAUCUGAUGGGAACAGAAGAGCAACACUGAAACAACCAGAACAGUCUUAUUCUAGUCACCCAGACAGAUGCACAGGUCGGUUUCAGAUCCUGAGUAGAGAGAGUCUGAGCGGACGUUGUUACUGGGAGGUGGAGCGGAGAGGGGGCGGAGUUGAGGUAGCAGUCGCAUACAAGAAUAUCAGCAGAGCAGGAGACUCAGAUGAUUGUAGAUUUGGAUUCAAUGAUAAAUCUUGGUCUUUAUUUUGUAACAACAACAGUUAUAACUUUUGGUACAACAAUGUGGAGACUCCUGUCUCAGGUCCUCGGUCCUCCAGAUUAGGAGUGUACCUGGAUCACAGAGCAGGUAUUCUGUCCUUCUACAGCGUCUCUGAUACCAUGACUCUCCUCCACAGAGUCCAGACCACAUUCACUCAGCCCCUCUAUGCUGGACUAAGGUUGUACUGUAUUGAAGACACUGCUGAGUUCUGUGAACUCCACUAAAAACCUUCAAGUCCAUUCAGACCAAAUGUGAGCAACAAGAGGAUUUCAAAGCUGCAUGGUUCUGGUCUGAUGGUUCUCCCUCCAAGGACUCUCUGUGCUUCAGGUCUUCAUGCCGGCUUUGUGAGUCUUUUUGGAGCUGCUGCUUUUGUAGACGCUUUAAGGGAUGAGGACAGUGAUGCUGGAUUAUUUGCAACAGUUGGGUUUCUAUUUUUGAUGAAGCUUCAAAAUAAGAGAAAAAAAA
Messenger RNA from Notolabrus celidotus (New Zealand spotty), 1946 nucleotides. RefSeq names its product tripartite motif-containing protein 16-like. NCBI's taxonomy places the organism in Eukaryota, Metazoa, Chordata, Actinopteri, Labriformes, Labridae. The record is from RefSeq and is a predicted model, not a curated record. The transcript has a single exon. Bases 29 to 1705 code for a protein of 558 amino acids. Gene Ontology annotation, molecular function: protein binding; zinc ion binding.